Messenger RNA from Terrapene triunguis (Three-toed box turtle), 1241 nucleotides. RefSeq names its product eukaryotic translation initiation factor 2B subunit gamma (gene EIF2B3). Bases 1 to 1098 code for a protein of 365 amino acids. Gene Ontology annotation, molecular function: translation initiation factor activity; guanyl-nucleotide exchange factor activity. The record is from RefSeq and is a predicted model, not a curated record. Gene Ontology annotation, biological process: cytoplasmic translational initiation. The transcript is spliced from 10 exons. Lineage: Eukaryota; Metazoa; Chordata; Testudines; Emydidae. Gene Ontology annotation, cellular component: guanyl-nucleotide exchange factor complex; eukaryotic translation initiation factor 2B complex.
AUGUUGGCUUUUAGAGGGCAUGCUUAUAAAACUGAUGUCUUGGUACUGAGCUGUGAUCUGAUCACAGAUGUUGCUUUACAUGAGGUGGUGGAUCUGUUUCGAGCCCAUGAUGCCACACUCUCCAUAUUGAUGAAAAAAGCUCAUGAACCCACAGAAAUAGUACCAGGACAGAAAGGGAAAAAAAAGCCAGUGGAGCAGCGUGACUUCAUUGGAGUGGAUGACACAGGAAAGCGGUUGCUCUUCAUGGCUAAUGAAGCUGACUUGGAUGAAGAACUUGUCAUUAAGAGAUCCCUCCUUCAGAAGCAUCCUCGAAUGCACAUCAGGACAGGGCUGGCGGAUGCCCAUCUAUACUGCCUGAAGAAGUACGUGGUGGACUUCCUUGCAGAAAAUAGGUCGUUAACAUCUAUCCGAAGUGAACUGAUUCCGUAUCUAGUUAGGAAACAGUUUUCCUCUCCUACAUCAUUACGACAAGGACAGGACAACAAAGAGCAGGAUCAAAAGAAGGAUCAAAAGUCAUUAGACAUCUACAGUUACGUGAAGGGUGAUAGCUUGCUGGAAUUUGCUCCUGAUAAAUCAUGUUGGAAUGGUCACAGCAUAGAUCUGAAUGAAGCCUUGCACGGAGGAAAAGUGCGUUGCUACGUCCAUAUCAUGAAAGAGGGGCUCUGCUACCGAGUGAACACUCUUGGGUUAUACAUUGAAGCAAACAGACAGGUUCCUAAGCUGUUACCUGCUCUUCUGUGUCCAGAAGAACCAUUGGUUCAUGUGUCCGCUCAAGUCAUGGACAGAGGCCUGGUUGGAUCUGACAGCAUCAUUGGUUCAUCCACGCAGGUUGGAGAGAAGACAUCCAUUAAACACUCCAUCAUCGGCGCCACAUGCACCAUAAAAGACAGAGUUAAAAUAACUAACUGCAUCAUCAUGAACUCUGUCACAAUUGAGGAAGGGAGCUGCCUCCAGAGCUGCCUCGUCUGUCAUAACGCCGUGAUAGAGAAAGGAGCUGACCUCCGAGACUGUUUGAUCGGAAGCAGCCAGCGUCUGGAACCCAAAUCCAAACACGUUAACGAAGUCAUUGUGGGCAGCGAACAGCUGAUGGAAAUCUAACACGCCGGUUGUAAAGAUGCCUUUAAGGAAGCCAGAGCCCGCCUCUUCGGAAGACCCUUCGUCUGGAGCAGGCCUGGCAGAGCUCACGCUGUCAGCGCUCCUUUCCCGUGCAACUUUGUAUUUAUGUCUUAAUAAAGAAGCAU